This is a messenger RNA of Histoplasma mississippiense, 1218 nucleotides long. RefSeq names its product cell division control protein 3. Gene Ontology annotation, molecular function: molecular adaptor activity; GTPase activity; GTP binding. Gene Ontology annotation, cellular component: cytosol; septin complex; septin ring. The record is from RefSeq and is a predicted model, not a curated record. Gene Ontology annotation, biological process: cytoskeleton-dependent cytokinesis. Lineage: Eukaryota; Fungi; Ascomycota; Eurotiomycetes; Onygenales; Ajellomycetaceae. The transcript has 3 exons. Bases 1 to 1218 code for a protein of 405 amino acids.
AUGAGGAACGUCGUCCGCCGCAAGUUGACCGGUUAUGUUGGAUUCGCCAACCUCCCAAACCAAUGGCAUCGUAAAAGUGUUCGCAAGGGUUUCAACUUCAAUGUGAUGGUUGUCGGUGAAUCUGGCUUGGGAAAGUCUACUCUUGUCAAUACUUUGUUCAACACUUCCCUGUAUCCUCCAAAGGAACGCAAGGGCCCUAGCCUGGAUAUUAUUCCAAAAACCGUUGCCAUUGAGUCUAUCAGCGCCGAUAUUGAGGAAAACGGCGUUCGUCUCCGUCUGACUGUGGUUGAUACACCUGGUUUCGGUGACUUUGUCAACAACGAUGACUCCUGGCGUCCAAUUGUUGAGAACAUCGAACAGCGCUUCGACGCUUACCUCGAGGCCGAGAACAAGGUUAACCGCAUGAAUAUUGUGGACAAUCGUGUCCAUGCUUGCGUCUACUUCAUCCAGCCAACAGGCCACUCGCUGAAGCCGCUUGACAUUGAGGUAAUGCGCCGAUUGCAUACCAAGGUCAAUCUUAUCCCUGUCAUUGCCAAAGCCGAUACUCUCACCGAUGAGGAAAUUGCUCUUUUCAAGCAAAGGAUUCUGGCCGAUAUCCAACAUCAUUCCAUCCAAAUCUUCGAGGGGCCCCGAUACGAGCUUGAUGAUGAAGAAACCAUCGCCGAGAACCAGGAAAUCAUGUCCAAAGUUCCUUUUGCUGUUGUUGGAGCGAACUCGGAGGUCACCAGCAGUGAGGGCCGCAAGGUCAGAGGUCGUCGUUAUCCAUGGGGUGUCAUCGAGGUUGACAACGAGGAACAUUGCGAUUUCGUCAAAUUGCGCCAGAUGCUCAUCCGUACUCAUAUGGAAGAACUCAAGGAACACACGAAUAAUGCCCUGUACGAGAACUACCGAUCUGACAAACUCACACAGAUGGGUGUUGCGCAGGACCCAAGUGUAUUCAAGGAGGUCAACCCUGCAGUCAAGCAGGAAGAAGAACGCACCUUGCACGAACAGAAACUCGCAAAGAUGGAGGUCGAGAUGAAGAUGGUUUUCCAACAAAAGGUGCAGGAGAAGGAAAGCAAGCUCAAGCAGAGCGAAGACGAGCUUUUCGCGCGACAUCGCGAGAUGAAAGAACAAUUAGAGCGACAACGCGCAGAAUUGGAAGAAAAGAAGUCUCGCCUCGAAAGUGGAAGACCUCUCGAGGACAAGAUAAAGAGAAAGGGUUUCUCGCUCCGUUAA